Molecule: messenger RNA, 2857 nt
Organism: Mya arenaria
Lineage: Eukaryota; Metazoa; Mollusca; Bivalvia; Myida; Myidae
Product: transmembrane emp24 domain-containing protein 6-like
Exons: 4
Coding region: 334-1062 (242 amino acids)
Biological process (GO): Golgi organization; intracellular protein transport; endoplasmic reticulum to Golgi vesicle-mediated transport
Cellular component (GO): endoplasmic reticulum; COPII-coated ER to Golgi transport vesicle; Golgi apparatus
Source: RefSeq, a predicted model, not a curated record
UGAAGGCUGUAUGUUUGUAAUGGAGUUGAUUUUAACUAGGUUGACAGUGCAAGUUAUCAGUAAAAAUAGAUAAGAAAUACUCAACACUCCACAAAACUAGCUGCACUGUUCUCAAAGGAUGUAAAAUUAUCAUCGUAGAGAAACUUUAGUGCUCCUUCAAACUUUCUGCAUAUGGAAUAUUGUAAUUAUUAUAUUAUCUUUAAACGUGGACAAACAUACAUGUAUACAGCAGCGUUUUGACGAAGAUUGUGUGGAAUCGGUGUGGAAUAAGACAAAUUAAGGGUGUAGCUUCAUUAUAUACGUCAUCUAGUGAUAUUUCAUUAACAUUUUUAAAUGACCAUGAUUUUGACCACAUUGAGUCUGGUUAUGAUAUUAUUUACAUCGUCGGCGGCCGGAGAGAAAGUUCUGGGUGAAGAAACGGACGAGUUUGAUUUCGACGGUCUUCCUGGAGCCCAGCAUGAGUUCAAGAUUGAAAUAGGAGCUGGGAGGGAAGAGUGUUUCUACCAGAAGAUCGUGGCUGGUGGAAAGAUCCACGUAUCGUUUGAGGUUCUACGCGGAGGGGACGGGAAUUCCGCCCUGUAUCUGCUCGACCAUGACCACGUCACGGACCGGAUAUCCGUCCUUGAGAAGACGGACCAGGUGCCCCGCGGGGGCUUCCAGUAUGGGCCCUUCGAGGAAACAAGGCCGUACGCGAUAUGUCUGGACAACACCCAGUCGAGAAUGGCCUCAAAGUUGGUAUAUGUGUACCUGGUUACCUACGUGGAGGAGGAAUGGUCCAAGUACAGACAGGAAAUUGAAGAUCUCUCGUUGACAGUCUCUAACUUUACAGACACAAUCCAGCACGUGCAAGAAUCAAUCACGGACGCUCUCGUGCACCAGGCCAAGAGUCGUAUGGAUGUUAUUCGCGACUGGUAUACGAUAACGGGAAAUAACUCUUACGUUCAACGUUGGUCCAUGUGUCAAUGUGUAGUUGUCGUUCUUAGUGCUUGCAUUCAAGUUUACUUCGUGCGAAGACUGUUUAGAUUCACGACUGUCACUGGAACACAUAAACCAAGGGCAUAGAUACUAGAUAGUGUAUGAGUGUCGCCUCCGAAGGAUGGUAGACACAAAGGGAUUCAUUCGGAACUCCUCGACCAUUUUUAUCGAAAACAACCUCGGAAGCAUUCGGAACUCCUCGGCCAUUUUAUCGAAAACAACCUCGGAUGUAUUUGGACGGUUUACAUACUCAAAAAGUGGUACGUUUAAGUCCGCUGCAAAUAGAUCGCGUAGUAAUCUUAAUUAGUUGUUAAACUUUAGGACUUAUCUCUUGGGAAUCUUAAUUAUGUUUGCAAUAAUACACUUCACUGGCAAUCAAUUUAAAGUGAGAGCAAUGAAUACAACUCUUAAACACUACAUUUAAUUAAUGAUAUUAUUCAAAAAUUUACGGACUACUUCUACUGAUGUAACGGCAUACAUCCGAGGUUGUUUUCAAUAAAAAUGGCCGAGGAGCUCCGAAUGCCUCGGAAGUAUUUGGACGGUUUACAGACUUAAAAAGUGGUCCGCCUCAAGUAGAUCGCGUAGUAAUUUUAUUGAGCAGUUAGAUUUUAUGACUUUACUCUAAAGAAACUUAAUUAUGUUUGCAAUACACUUCACUGGUAAUCAAUUUAAACUUAGAUCAAUUAAUACACUCUAAAACCUAAAACAUUACAUUUAAUAAAUGAUAUUAUGAUUGAUAUAAUCAAACACAAUACAAACAACUUUAAACGGAUGUACGGGCAUACAUCCGAUGUUGUUUUCGAUAAAAAUUGCCGAGGAGCUCCGAAUGAUAGGGAUUACUUUGGCCAGUGUCGUCGUCCAAGGCGUCGGCGUAACACUUUCGUUUCUGAUUGAUAACUUUUGUAAAGUCUUUAAAGGGGCUAGACACCAGAUGAUACGAUUGCAAGAAAAAAAGAAAAUUGUCAAAAACUUAAAUAAAAUUGACACUUACUUACUGAUGCAUCGCAUCUCUUACGACAUAUAUGCAUCUUUUGCAGUCCUUGUGCAUGUUUCCAAUUCGAAAUUUACUGGGGUUGUAUACCACAUAAAUCAAGUAAGUUUGAAAAUAGCGUCGGUAUAUUUAUCUUAACUCAUAAUCAGAUAUGAGUUAAACUUGGAAACCAUUAUGCGCUGUUUUUAAACUUGGAAACACUGGUGAGACAGCAACAUGAAUGUUGCGUUUAUUAUUUCAAUCAUGUAAAAUGAUGUAUUAUCGGUCUCCUAUUAGCUGGCAUUGACAAUCCCGUGCUUGGUUUGACGAAAUACUGUAAUUGCCGAUUGUUGGACCAUCUGGUGUCUAGCUCCUUUAAACUGAGAAAUGGCCCAUAUUGGUUUUGGAGUCAGUAGACUUAAUGUUAGGGUGUUGGUGGAGGGCGCUCCCGACAGACGGCACAUCCGAUUCGCAGAUUUCUUGUUAUUUAUAUUGUUUAAGUAAAUAGGUUCAUUAGUUUUAUUUCAGUUGUUGACGGGUUCUAAAUUGCUUAACUGCUAUAGUGGACCACAGUUUCAACAGCUCAUGCGUUUCUCUACACAUCAUACAUAAAUCAUGGCUUAAAAAAUAUUUUUUUAUUAAAAAAUGAGAAAGUUCUUCAACAAAAACAUAUCAAGUUCUGGUUAACAAAAAAUAUAUAUUAUAACUGGAAAACUUUGAACUUGCACUAUUGAGUAAGGAACGUGAGUAUUGCUGGAAAAUUUCCUAAAAAGUCAAAUCAAGAUGGUAGGUUAUUAAAACUGUUUAUAUGUACUCUUAAACAAAUGUGACAUUUGACGAUCAUGACUAACUAUAUCUACAUAGUAUGUACUUAUAUGUGAAUAAAGACCUCGAAGAAAUAAAACUGAGAAU